AUGGCGCCGCCAAACGGCAAAGGCCCCGCCGCCAAUGCAGACCCAGAAGAUUCUGACAACGAGUCAAUCACUUCUAUUCAAGAAUACGAACUGGACAAUGGCAUUCCUCAGCCGGAGGACCCCUUCAUAGCCAAGUACCUCGCUGGCCGACAGGCACUGAUACAGCAGGAAAAGCGUCUCCGCCACGAUGUCGCUUUCCGCCGCUCUAUGACACCGCUCGCACGCCAGGCCAGUAAAAUCCUCGCCGCCAUCCGGAAACGCGAGUUACGUGAUGUCUGGACGAACGAGUUUGAGGAGAGCCUGAUGGACGCUAACGGCGGCAACCUGUACCCUGGCAUGAUGUUUGCGCUUGGGCGGGACAGGAUGGAGGCGACGGAUGUGUGGAAGUGUAUUGAGGGGAUGCCGAAAGGGGCGUUGUUGCAUGCGCAUUUGGACGCCAUGAUUGACAUAGGGUGGUUGGUCGAUCAGGGGUUGGCGGAGCGGGGCUUGUGUCUGGUUGCAGCGCAAGGGUUGAGCAGUAAAGAGCGGAGAGAGAGCGACUAUGUUGAGGUGCGAUACUAUCCUGAGGACGAGGUCAAGCAGCUGGCCAGGAAGGGUGAUGAGGGUAACAUCUGGUCAGAACGAUAUGUGGCAGGUACGCCGCUACCGAUCAGAGAGGCCCAGAGGAUGUUCCCAGACAGCGAGACGACCUUCAAGAAGUGGGUGGUCAGCAGGUGCACCGUUACCGCGGAAGAAAGUCUUAUGCAUCACCACGGGUUGGAUGCCGUGUGGCGGAAGUUUCAGCGCUGUUUUGUCACGAUUGGGCAGUUUUUGUUCUACGAGCCGAUCUUUCGGAGAGCCAUGCAGAGAUUACUCGGACAGCUGGCGGCAGACGGCAUCAUGUAUGUGGAUUUCAGGGUGGCGUUCAAGUUCCCAUGGCGAGGGGAGAAGAGGCAGAAGGAUGAUGGCGGGAAUUAUGAAGGCUUUUUCACGGCGUUUGGAGAAGAGAUUGAGAAGUUCAAAAAGUCGGAGCAUGUGAGAUCAUUCAAGGGGGCCAGGAUGAUCUGGACGGUGGUUAGGAGGUCUGACACGAGGGAGAUCGCCGAGUCGAUGAAGGAGUGCGUGCGGAUAAAAAAGAAGUUCCCACGGCUGCUUUGUGGCUUUGAUUUUGUUGCGCAAGAGGACAAGGGCAGAACGCUGGCCGAUCUGACACCAUUGGUCUUCUGGUUCAGAAAGCAAUGCAUGGAGGCGGGCGUCGACAUACCAUUCUUCUUUCAUGCGGGUGAGUGCCUUGGCGAUGGCGACAGCACUGACAACAACCUCUUCGAUGCUAUCCUACUCGGCACACGGCGGAUAGGACACGGCUACUCUCUCUACAAGCACCCACUAUUGAUCGACAUGGUCAAGGAAAAGAAGAUUCUGAUCGAGAGUUGCCCUGUAUCGAACGAGAUUCUCCGGCUAUCGAGCUCAAUACUGGGCCAUUCACUACCUGCCCUACUAUCGAGAGGGGUAUCGGUUUCGCUCAACAACGACGAUCCGGCCAUCCUCGGGCACGGCAAGAAUGGCCUCAGCCACGAUUUCUGGCAGUCAUAUAUGGCGUUUGAGAACAUGGGUUUGGAAGGCUUGGGCACUAUGGCUGAAAACUCGCUCAAGUGGUGUGCGGUGGAGGAUCAGAAGACGCCAGAAUGGAUCAAGGGCAUCAACGACGGCUACAUGGGCAAGACAGCUAAAGCUCAAAUGCUCAAGGAGUGGCGGCGAGAGUUCGAGAAAUGGUGCCAGUGGAUCGUUAUGGAGUACGCGCUGGAGGCCGAGGACAGCGAUGAGGCCGAGGAUGAAGAUGACGACGAUGACGAUGACGACGAAGAAUCUGAUGAUGAAUAA
Molecule: messenger RNA, 1860 nt
Organism: Cyphellophora europaea CBS 101466
Lineage: Eukaryota; Fungi; Ascomycota; Eurotiomycetes; Chaetothyriales; Cyphellophoraceae
Exons: 1
Coding region: 1-1860 (619 amino acids)
Biological process (GO): inosine biosynthetic process; adenosine catabolic process
Molecular function (GO): adenosine deaminase activity
Source: RefSeq, a predicted model, not a curated record